CGGCGGGAGUCACCUUUGCUUUACAAACGUUCAGACCCGCCCUCUGCUUACCUUGCUGCGUUAGGCCCCGCCCCCUGCCCGGACGGACCAAUAGCCAGGGGAGCCUGGAGCCACUGGGCGGGCCUGCAGCCAAUGCGCACGCCGUGGGCGGGCUCCGGGCCGGAAUUGGGGGUGAAGCUACAGCCUUGUGCCCACAUUCGGGGCGCGCGGAGCUGGGGGGUCCCUGGGGGACGCCCGGAGCUAAGAUGGCGUCUGUAGCUGAGGGGGACGUGGGGACGGUGGCGGAGCUGGCGAGGGUGCUGCGGUGGGGUUUCGAGGAGCUGAGCCUUAACAAGUUGGCGACGUCCCUGGGCGCGUCGGAACAGGCGCUGCGGCUCAUCAUCUCCAUCUUUAUGGGUUACCCCAUGGCUGUAUUUUAUCGGCGUUACCUUUACUUCAAGGACAGCUACCUCAUCCAUCUCUUCCACGCCUUUACAGGCCUCUCAAUUGCUUAUUUUAACUUUGGAAAUCAGCUCUACCACUCCCUGCUGUGUGUUGGACUUCAGUUCCUCAUCCUUCGACUGAUGGGCCGCACCGUCACUGCCGUCCUCACUACAUUUUGCUUCCAGAUGGCCUACCUUCUUGCCGGAUAUUAUUACACAGCCACUGGCAACUAUGAUAUCAAGUGGACAAUGCCACAUUGUGUCCUGACCUUGAAACUGAUUGGUCUGGCUGUUGACUACUUUGACGGAGGGAAGGAUCAGAAUUCCUUGUCCUCUGAGCAACAGAAAUAUGCCAUACGGGGUGUCCCUUCCCUGCUGGAAGUUGCUGGUUUCUCCUACUUCUAUGGGGCCUUCUUGGUAGGGCCCCAGUUCUCAAUGAACCACUACAUGAAGCUGGUGCAGGGACAGCUGACUGACAUACCAGGGAAGAUACCAAACAGCACCAUACCUGCUCUCAAGCGCCUGAGUCUGGGCCUUGUCUACCUAGUGGGCUACACUCUGCUUAGCCCCCACAUCACAGAAGACUAUCUCCUCACUGAAGACUAUGAAAACCACGAUUUCUGGUUCCGCUGCAUGUACAUGCUGCUCUGGGGCAAGUUCGUGCUGUACAAGUACGUCACCUGUUGGCUGGUCACAGAAGGAGUGUGCAUUUUGACAGGGCUGGGCUUCAAUGACUUUGACGAACACAGAAAGGCGAAGUGGGACGCCUGUGCCAACAUGAAGGUGUGGCUCUUUGAAACGACCCCCCGAUUCACCGGCACCAUCGCCUCUUUCAACAUCAACACCAAUGCCUGGGUGGCCCGUUACGUCUUCAAACGGCUCAAGUUCCUUGGAAAUAAAGAACUGUCCCAGGGACUGUCGCUGCUCUUCUUGGCCCUCUGGCACGGCCUCCACUCGGGAUACCUGGUCUGCUUCCAGAUGGAAUUCCUCAUUGUCAUCGUGGAGAGAAAGGCUGCCAGGCUAAUUCAGGAGAGCCCAACCCUGAGCAACCUGGCUUCCAUUACCAUCCUACAACCCUUCUACUACUUGGUGCAGCAGACCAUCCACUGGCUCUUCAUGGGUUACUCAAUGACUGCCUUCUGCCUCUUCACGUGGGACAAGUGGUUUAAGGUGUAUAAAUCCAUCUAUUUUCUUGGCCACGUCUUCUUCUUGAGCCUACUCUUCAUAUUGCCUUAUGUUCACAAAGUAAUGGUGCCAAGGAAAGAAAAGUUAAAGAAAGCGAAAUAAUCGAUUUCCCUGGUGGCCUAGCGCCGGGCUGGUGCAGAAACCACUUGUCUCCCUUUCCACAGCCCUCCUUCGCCUCAGAGCACAGAGAACAUGGAAACCAGGGAGUGGGAAGACAUGAUACUCCUAGCCGUGCCUCUGCUGCCAGCCAAGUCUUCAUCUGGGGCCAAAGGGGAAACUCUCGUGGGAGGAGUAGAGGGCCCGUGUCUCCCCUCUGGGCUCCCCCAUGCACGUUGCCUUAUCUCUCCCCCUCUAGCCAGGAAUCUGUUGUGUUUUUCUCCUGCCAAUUUACUAUGAUUGUAUAUGUGCCGCUACCACCACCCCCCCCAUGGGGGGGCGGGGUGGGGUACAAGGCCCCACCUGCUCCACUUUUUCUACCUUGGAACUGUACCAGAUAAAAUCACUUCUCUUUGUUCAGUUUUUCA
Leopardus geoffroyi (Geoffroy's cat) is the source of this 2131-nucleotide messenger RNA. It is a transcript of the gene LPCAT3, whose product is annotated as lysophosphatidylcholine acyltransferase 3. Gene Ontology annotation, biological process: phosphatidylcholine biosynthetic process; lipid modification. NCBI's taxonomy places the organism in Eukaryota, Metazoa, Chordata, Mammalia, Carnivora, Felidae. The transcript has 13 exons. The coding region runs from base 246 to 1709 and encodes 487 amino acids. The record is from RefSeq and is a predicted model, not a curated record. Gene Ontology annotation, molecular function: 1-acylglycerophosphocholine O-acyltransferase activity; lysophospholipid acyltransferase activity. Gene Ontology annotation, cellular component: membrane.